This is a messenger RNA of Sclerotinia borealis F-4128, 2343 nucleotides long. The record is from the annotation of a GenBank genome assembly. NCBI's taxonomy places the organism in Eukaryota, Fungi, Ascomycota, Leotiomycetes, Helotiales, Sclerotiniaceae.
AUGCCGAGAUCUCGACCAGCUACCACGGGUUAUGCCCAGAUUGCCCAAGCAGAGGAGUUCAGCGAUGACGAAGAUGAGGAUGAGGACCCCCUCGCUGCUAGCCAUACCUCCUUACAACCAGCAUCCGCCCCACGAUAUGCCUCUAUUUCACAGCCUCGACCACAUGGUGGAAUGUAUACAGAUGGUAAUAGUUCGCCAACAAAUAAUCGAAAAUCUGGACAUAAGAGAAGAAGAAGUCGUAUGGGAAGCAAUGCCUCUGGAGUGGACAUCAAAGCUAUAAAUGCUAGGUUGGAACGAUGGGCUGACGAGAUAGCAUCCAAAUUUAAGAUAAAUAAGGUUAAGGGGAAAUCAUUACAGGAGGAAAAACUGGAAAUCCAGCAUUCCGUAUUCCAGGCACCGGAUGGCAUACGACCUGUCACUGCCGAUACUUUGGCUUCGGAACCCAACCUUGGACGAAUGACGAAGCUGGAGUUUGAUGAUGUUGUCGAAAGUGUUCGAGUUGCAAUUGAGCAGGGCAUGCAUCCGAAAAUGAUAACUCAAGGGAGUUCUGGAAGUUACUUUGCGCGAAAUAGUGAUGGCAAAGUAGUCGGUGUGUUCAAACCCAAGGAUGAGGAACCGUACGCUGCAGGAAACCCAAAAUGGAACAAAUGGAUACAUCGCAAUUUAUUCCCAUGUUUCUUUGGCAGAGCAUGUCUGAUUCCCAACUUGAGUUAUGUCUCUGAAGCUGCGGCAUAUACGCUCGACUGUAGAUUACGAACCAACCUUGUACCAUACACCGACAUAGUCCACUUGUCCUCGAAAUCGUUCCAUUAUGACUUCUGGGAUCGCAGAAAGUUUUACAGAAGUAAGAAGCCUCUACCACCAAAGGUUGGUAGUUUCCAAGUCUUUCUUAAAGGCUUCAAGGAUGCGAAUAUCUUCCUUCGUGAAAACCCUUGGCCAGAUCAUGCAAAUGGAGCAUUCCGAAUGAAUGACCCCCACAGAAACAAAAGAGGAUGGAAAGAGACUUGCCGCCCAAGCUCAUCGAAGUCAGAUGAGGGUAAUGAAGGGGUGGGAGCUAGUAGUCCUACCGGAUCUGGAGAUGAUAACCAAAAUCGACGUUUCGUUUGGACAGAUACAUUAAAACAGUCAUUUCGAGAGGAGUUGGAGAAAUUGGUCAUAUUGGAUUAUAUAAUGCGAAAUACGGACAGAGGUCUCGACAAUUGGAUGAUCAAAAUUGAUUGGGAGAAUCAGGGUGUUUCCAUAGUUUCAGACCCUCCACAAAUGAGGAACAAUCCAGACUCCGACCAGUCACCACGGGUGGUUUCUACCUCAGAUAACAUUAGUAUGUCGCAUCUACCGGCAUACCCUUACCGUACCCAAGAGCCUAUGGAAGCUACGAGUAAAUCAACCACACCGUCUAGAAUGGCGGCACCAACCAUUUCCAUUGGUGCGAUCGAUAAUAGUUUGUCGUGGCCUUGGAAGCAUCCUGAUGCUUGGCGAAGUUUUCCCUUCGGAUGGUUGUUCUUACCUGUAUCACUGAUCGGACAACCAUUCUCUCAAAAGACUCGGGAACACUUUCUUCCCCUGCUGACUUCGAAACAAUGGUGGAGCGAGACUCAACUUGAGCUGAGGAAAGUCUUCAGCCAGGAUGCUGAUUUUCAAGAGCGUAUGUUCGCUAGACAGAUUGCUGUCAUGAAAGGACAAGCCUGGAAUGUCGUCGAAACUCUCAAAAUGAUAGAUCAUGGUCCUUUGGAGUUGACUCGGAGAGCAAGAGUUUGUGUCUGGGAUGAUCUUGUUGAUAUACCUGUUGCGGUCCCUAUGAGAGUGCCUUCUGCAGAGAUGCGAAGGCGUAAUGAGAUUCGCAACAGCCUUGAUGAAGAGAUGGAUAUUAGUGCCGCAAAUGCAACAGCACCACAACCAGAUCUUCUUGGACUUGCGAGUCCAUCCGCGGAGUUACCAAAUCCGAAUCGAUUCGAAUUAGCUAGUCCGCGACUUAGUGAAGAUACUUCCCCGGACUUUGAGUCUCCUCAUCCGCCAAUGACAUUUGAAAAUUCUGGAUUCUCAAAAGAUAAUAGCUCAAAGGAUGGAGUGAGGUUUUCGGACCGACCAAAUCUUCCGCACCCUGGAAAUCGUAUGAGUUAUGAUGGGCCUGCACGGUCACCAAACAGGAACCGUUAUGAAGCGAGAAGGUUUUCAUUUGGAUCAAGGAGUCGUGGAGCAGUUCAGACAUUGUACGACGGUGAUGAUCAUGAAGGUGACUUGGGAUAUGCAGCGGCGGAAGGGAUGGAAGGGCAUCAAAGAAAGGUUAUAGUAGAAAGACUCGAAACAGUCAAGAGCAAAAACCCCGUCUUUACCUGGUGUUAA